AUGUCGUCUUUCACGGAGAUCGGGCCUUUCGGCCAACAACACCACUACCUCCUUCUCGCAGCUGUUGCUGUUGGCGUUGCUGUCUUCAGUUUCGCGUACAAGGUGCUGCGGAAUCCUCUGGCAAAAUUGCCUGGGCCGUGGUAUUCGAAGAUCACCAGUGCUGUUCUGACCAACGAAUUUUUGCAAGGCAGACGAGCCAAAUAUGUUCAGCUUCUUCAUGAAAAAUACGGCCCCAUCGUUCGGAUUGGUCCAAAUGAGGUCGAUGUAAUGGAUGUGGCUGCGGCCAAGCAGAUUCACACAGUCAAAGCAACAUACCUAAAAGGCCCUUUCUAUAAGGCUGUCAGCGCUCCCGGGCAACACAAUGUCUUCAACACCGCGGAUAUUUAUUUUCAUCGUCGCCAUCGAAAGCUCCUCCAGGCCCCCUUCUCUGAUGCAUCACUUCAGAGUUUCCAGCCCAACAUCGAAAGUCGUGUCAGGCUAGCAAUCCAGCGAAUGAUAGAGGAGUCAGCAAGUCGAGGUGUAGUUGACGUGUUCAAAUGGUGGCUGUUCAUGGCAACCGAUGUUAUCGGCGAGCUGUCAUUUGGCGAGUCUUUCCGCACGUUGGAGCAAGGAAAAAAAAGCGAAUACACCGUCAACCUCGAAAAGGUAGCUGCGGUCGGCGCAAAGAGAGCCACAUUCCCCACCUUAGCCAAGCUCGCCAUGCAGGGUUUCCCUAUUCCUGGAUUCGGAGAAAACACCAACCUUCUACGAAGUAUGCGCAGAUACGCACAGGAGUCACUCGACCGGUACAAGAAAAUUGUGGAGGAAGAUCCGGAGAAGCCGGUGCCGACACUAUUCACACGGCUGUUCAAGGGCGAGGAGGACGAGACUUUGACUUUCAAGGAGAUUAUCGACGAGGCCCAGGCCUAUAUCAUCGCCGGCACAGAUACUACGGCCAUCACACUCACCUACGCCGUUUGGCGUGUCUGUCAGAACCCAAAGAUCCGAGAUAGGCUCGUCGAGGAACUUCAACAGCUACCAGAGGACUUCAAAGACCACGAUGCCAUGAAGCUGCCGUACCUCAACCAAGUCAUUGAGGAAAGCCUCCGCCUCCACAGCGCGGCACCAUCGGGACUGCCUCGCAUAGUCCCUCCAGAGGGCGCUAAUAUGGCUGGGCAAUACCUCCCGGGUGGAUCUAUAGUAUGCACACAGGCCUGGAGCAUGCACAGAAUCGAGGAGAUAUUUCCAGACCCGGAGAAGUUCGAUCCGGACAGGUGGGCUUCACCCACUAAGGAUAUGAAGGACGGAUUCAUGCCAUUCGGCGGUGGCUCUCGCAUUUGUCUCGGCCUUCAUCUCGCUCGCAUGGAGCUCAGACUGGGCACUGCCCAUUUCUUCCGCACAUUCCCGAACGCCAAGGUGUCCACGCUGGAAGGCAUGUCCGAUGACGAUAUGGAACAGGUCACCUACUUUCUGGCUCCCCCGAAGAAUAAGAGAUGCUUGAUCGAGUGUUCUUGA
Molecule: messenger RNA, 1494 nt
Organism: Diaporthe amygdali
Lineage: Eukaryota; Fungi; Ascomycota; Sordariomycetes; Diaporthales; Diaporthaceae
Exons: 4
Coding region: 1-1494 (497 amino acids)
Molecular function (GO): monooxygenase activity; heme binding; iron ion binding
Source: RefSeq, a predicted model, not a curated record